Messenger RNA from Pristis pectinata (smalltooth sawfish), 2887 nucleotides. It is a transcript of the gene ppp2r1ba, whose product is annotated as protein phosphatase 2, regulatory subunit A, beta a. The transcript is spliced from 15 exons. The record is from RefSeq and is a predicted model, not a curated record. Gene Ontology annotation, molecular function: protein binding; protein phosphatase regulator activity. Gene Ontology annotation, biological process: protein dephosphorylation. The coding region runs from base 46 to 1824 and encodes 592 amino acids. Gene Ontology annotation, cellular component: protein phosphatase type 2A complex; cytoplasm. NCBI's taxonomy places the organism in Eukaryota, Metazoa, Chordata, Chondrichthyes, Rhinopristiformes, Pristidae.
GUCGGCCGUCGGGCGAACCCGUAGUCCGGCAGGAAGCGGGUGAAGAUGGCGGCGGCGGAGGUGGCGGAUGGCGACGACUCGCUGUACCCGAUCGCCGUCCUCAUCGACGAGCUGCGCAACGAGGACGUGCAGUUACGCCUGAACAGUAUAAAGAAACUGUCAACGAUUGCCUUGGCUUUAGGAGUUGAACGGACCCGAAGUGAGCUGCUUCCAUUUUUGACUGACACCAUUUAUGAUGAAGAUGAAGUGCUGUUGGCUUUGGCAGAGCAAUUGGGAAGCUUCACAGUUCUUGUUGGUGGACCAGAAUAUGUUCAUUGUUUGCUGCCUCCCUUGGAGAGCCUUGCAACUGUGGAAGAAACCGUAGUACGAGAUAAAGCUGUUGAUUCACUGCGAGCGAUCUCGCAUGAGCAUUCUCCUGCAGACCUAGAAGUUCACUUCGUACCACUGGUCAAACGCUUGGCUUGUGGUGACUGGUUCACAUCCAGAACUUCAGCAUGCGGCCUUUUCAGUGUCUGCUACCCUCGGGUAUCCAGCUCUGUAAAAGCUGAGCUGCGCCAACAUUUCCGUAGCCUGUGUUCAGAUGACACACCAAUGGUCCGCCGAGCUGCAGCAUCAAAGUUGGGUGAAUUUGCAAAGGUCCUGGAGCUGGAAUUUUUAAAAAGUGACAUUAUACCUCUCUUCACUUCCCUGGCUUCUGAUGAGCAGGAUUCAGUGAGGUUGUUGGCAGUUGAAGCUUGUGUGAGCAUAGCCCAGCUACUGCCCCAGGAAGAUCUGGAAGCUUUAGUGAUGCCUACCCUACGGCAAGCAGUGGAGGAUAAAUCUUGGCGUGUUCGCUAUAUGGUGGCAGACAAAUUUUCUGAACUUCAGAAAGCUGUGGGUCCUGAAAUUACAGAAAAUGAUCUGGUUCCAGCUUUUCAAAACCUGUUGAAAGAUUGUGAGGCUGAGGUCCGUGCAGCUGGAGCCAACAAAGUUAAAGAUUUUUGUGAAAACUUGCCUGCAGAUUGCAGAGAGACUGUUAUAAUGAAUCACAUCUUGCCAUAUGUUAAGGAACUUGUCUCUGAUACCAAUCAACAUGUGAAGUCAGCUCUGGCCUCUGUUAUUAUGGGUCUAUCCACCAUCUUGGGCAAGGACAGCACUGUUGAACACUUGCUUCCUUUGUUUUUGGCUCAGCUCAAAGAUGAGUGUCCUGAAGUUCGUUUGAACAUUAUCUCCAAUCUGGACUGCGUGAAUGAAGUUAUUGGAAUUCGCCAAUUAUCACAGUCUCUCUUGCCAGCCAUUGUAGAAUUAGCAGAAGAUGCCAAAUGGAGAGUGCGUCUUGCAAUAAUAGAGUACAUGCCUCUGCUUGCAGGACAGUUGGGGGUAGAGUUUUUUGAUGAGAAGUUGAACUCCUUGUGCAUGACAUGGCUAGUGGAUCACGUAUAUGCCAUUCGAGAGGCUGCAACCAACAACUUGACCAAACUGGUGGAGAAGUUUGGCAAAGACUGGGCAGAAUCUACCAUUGUGCCUAAAGUACUUGCCAUGGCCAGUGAUCCCAACUACCUUCAUAGAAUGACCACCCUUUUCUGCAUUAAUGUGUUGUCUGAAGCCUGUGGCCAAGAUAUCACAGCAAAGCAGAUGUUGCCAACGGUUCUACAGAUGGCAGGUGAUCAGGUGGCAAAUGUUCGCUUCAAUGUGGCUAAAUCAUUGCAGAAAAUAGGACCGGUUUUAGAUGCGAACACUUUACAGAAUGAAGUCAAACCAAUAUUGGAGAAACUGAGUCAGGAUCAAGAUAUGGAUGUAAAGUACUUCGCGCAGGAAGCUAUAACCGUGCUUGCUUUGUCAUAGAAAGAGCGGAAGAAGUGAAGAAACAUCUCUCCAGACUUGCAGUGAGAUGCUGCCCCUGAUGCCAUUGAAAACCUUGUUCCACUAUUUCUUAAGAGGUUACCCUGGAAAAUGUAAAUGUAUCAUUGGUAGUGUCACUGGAUUUUAGCUGCAUUGGAGAUUCUAGUUUCUGCAAUCUUGCUGCUGUCUAAAUUUAGCUUGAGUGAUCAUAGGUGUGAGCUACACUUAUUUAUUUUCAUUGAUUGUAGUGUACCCAGUGGCAUCAUGUAUCUAAAGGGUUUAGCUGUUAACUAUAUUAACAAAAAUAGGGCGUGAGGUUGUUUAUUUCCACUGCUGUGUCAAUAGUCACUUGCAUCCAACAGUUGCCAGCAUGUUUUCUCUUCCUUUCCCAAAACACUUGGUUGCAUCCCAAUAUCCAAUGGCAAAUAUUAGCCAUAAAACUAAAGAUGCUGUUUACUUGAAAAUAUAAUGGUGGUUAAUGUUUUUAGAUGGAGCCCUGAUGAAGGGGUCCCCAUUGCCUUUUCUUUUGGUUACUGAAGGACAUGCUGCACAUUUUGACCUACCUUGUUUUUCCUUUACUUUCAAUCAUUUUUAACCUAAAAAAUGAACAUCUGCAGUUUCUUUUCAUUUAGACAGUUAUGGAAUAGCCUUUGCUGCAACUCUGUUUUAAGUAACUGUAAAUGCCAACCUCAUCAUUUCAAUGACUUAACAGCAGUGCCAAUGGAUAUUGUGAUUACCUGGUAGUUAGGCUGCAUCACUUUUGUACUUUAUUAGUUAUGUAGAUUUUUCGGUUUUGCUUCGAAACACCCAAACUUUUGCCUGCUUCCCAUACAGAACAGAAUUACAAGAUAUUGUAUCAUUCCAGUGAGUUAGUAAAACUUGGGAUGCUAUUUCAUUAUUGCAAAUCAUGUAAUUUAAUGCUUGAAUUGCUUUCAACACGAGUCUUUUUGAAUGAUUUUUAAAUCGUGUUAGGUGGAUUGAACCUGUUACCAGUGAAUGUUUUCUCCUAAUUUGUAUAUUACAUCAUUAUUUUGACUGAUUCCCUAAUAAAGUGGAUAAAGGUAAA